AUGGCUAGUGAUCCGGCGACAUGGAAGCACGUCGACGCUGGAAUGCGCGGCGAUGGAAUGUCGCCCUAUUGUCCACGCUACCGGUUGCGGGGGGGCACAGGCAAACAACCCCAGAGAUCAGCUACCAGGAGCCCUGUUUGGCCCAUCAGGGGGUUAGCUGCAGGAGUCGAAACAAUUGCAGAGGGCGCCGGAUCAUUCGUUCGCCCCCCCUUCCGCCCCCCUCACCCCCCUGAUCCCCUGAACAUGAAGAAGCAGCCAGCCAUCGUUUCGUUUGGCUGGAGGAGAAGCUACAAGACGCCUGACGAGCGACAGCAAGCGCUGCAACCCAUGGCCAAUGCCUGGGCUGGACUCCGUGCCACAAUAGGCCAUGUGGAAUGUCAACCGAUGGCAAGGGGACGGGUCAACAUGUGGGAAGGGUGCUGGUUUCAGUGGGCGCUGCCUGUUCGCUGA
Messenger RNA from Verticillium alfalfae VaMs.102, 450 nucleotides. RefSeq lists its product with no specific name. Lineage: Eukaryota; Fungi; Ascomycota; Sordariomycetes; Glomerellales; Plectosphaerellaceae. The coding region runs from base 1 to 450 and encodes 149 amino acids. The transcript has 2 exons. The record is from RefSeq and is a predicted model, not a curated record.